UCCACUGCGUGACGCUGCCGCCCCUUUGUUGCCUCAGCGAUUGGCACUGCGCGGUGUCUUUCUGAUACCGGAACCGGGGGGAGGGGGGGCUACCGGCAGCUGGAUUUUGAUAACAACGGGAGUACCAAAGACCGUGGGUGCGGAGGAGGAGCGGUCACUUAAUUUUCAGGAGCGCGCACUGGCGGGGACGCGCAUAGGGGAGGGGCAAUCACUGAGGGGCCUGAGGCCUUUCUGCCCCGUACUUACCGGGAACCUCCUGGUUAAACUAAGGCUCUAGGAACACGACCUUUUUCACUGAUCGCAAAAGAGCGGGUUCAAAAACUCAUUAUCAGUAAGAUCAGAUAGCAAGGUUCCAUGUAAACCAUAUCCAGUACUUUACAGAGAGAAAAUACUCAUGUGUACUUUGUAGAACAGCAGUGUUUUAUAUCCAACCUAUGUAAAGGGCCCUACAGAGCAAAACACAACUGCACCACAUAUAGCUAAGACUUGUUUUCACGCUAAAACAGAUCUAUAUUUCCCCCACACACAUGUAUGUAGGUUAUACAGUCACGCAUACCAGUCAAUGCACUUAAUUACUUGGUGUCUGGUAACUUGUUUUUAUAAGAUCAUCAGAUUCCUUUACAUAAGUUCAAGUGUAACAAUUGGAACAUUUCAUGCAGUAUAUUGGGCUAGGUGUAGAUUUUGAUGAUCCAUCUAAAUAUGACACAUAUUUAUAGGAGUUGCAGUGGUUAAAGUCAAUCAGAUGUUUAGCAAGCACGGCUUCCUGGACAUCACAUAACACUUAAAUCUUCACACUUAUAUAUAGAUCUAUCUAUCUUGGUCCAUAAUUUGGGACAAUCUGUCAAAGACGUAGUCAUUGUGAUUUUUGUAAUGGUAGUUUCAGUUAAAAAGGGAGAAAGUGACCUUUAACACACACAAAAAGUUAAAUACAACACAAUCUGUGAGAGAAGCAGGACAGAUUUUAGCACAAGUAAGUCAUAUACGUUGUGGAGGUGGGUUGUCAGAAAGUUUGAAGACAUUUGAGCCCAAUUGUGUUCCUGAUACUCCUUUUUUGACCACCUGUUUUAAUAUUUGCAUCAUCUUGUUGGAACUGAGAUUUGAGUAACUUUCUACCCUAGUUGGUAUUAGGAAUUUGUUAGUGGGUUUUUUUUAUUAUUAAAACAAACUCUUACUUUCCUCCUCCAACUGAGAACAUGGACUCAGACGAAGGUUACAACUAUGAGUUUGAUGAAGAUGAGGAGUGCAGUGAGGAUAGCGCUGCAGACGACCAUGAUGAUGAGUUGGACUUGGGAGAAGUGGAGCUGGUGGAGGCUGGUAUUGGUGGAUCAGAAAGGUCUGGUCUGUGUGGGGAAGGAGGUGGAAGUGCUCUAGGUCCAGGUCCAAGUGGAGAGGAAGAUGAGGAUUACCGAUAUGAGGUACUCACUGCUGAGCAAAUUCUUCAGCACAUGGUGGAGUGUAUCCGAGAAGUCAAUGAAGUUAUCCAGAAUCCAGCAACUAUUACCAGAAUACUUCUCAGCCAUUUCAACUGGGACAAGGAGAAAUUGAUGGAGAGGUAUUUUGAUGGGAAUCUGGAAAAACUAUUCUCAGAAUGUCACGUUAUAAACCCUAGCAAGAAGUCACGGACACGCCAAAUGAACACUCGCUCAUCUGCUCAAGAUAUGCCCUGCCAGAUCUGCUACUUGAACUAUCCUAACUCUUAUUUCACAGGCCUUGAGUGUGGACAUAAGUUCUGCAUGCAGUGCUGGAGCGAAUAUCUGACCACCAAAAUUAUAGAGGAAGGCAUGGGGCAGACCAUAUCCUGCCCAGCCCAUGGUUGUGACAUCUUAGUUGACGAUAACACAGUAAUGCGGCUGAUCACAGAUUCAAAAGUGAAGUUAAAGUAUCAGCAUUUAAUAACAAAUAGCUUUGUAGAGUGUAACAGACUUUUGAAAUGGUGUCCUGCUCCAGACUGCCACCACGUGGUAAAAGUUCAGUAUCCAGAUGCCAAGCCAGUGCGUUGUAAAUGUGGUCGUCAGUUCUGUUUUAACUGUGGAGAAAAUUGGCAUGAUCCUGUAAAAUGUAAGUGGUUAAAGAAGUGGAUUAAGAAAUGUGAUGAUGACAGUGAGACUUCAAACUGGAUAGCAGCUAAUACAAAGGAAUGUCCAAAAUGUCACGUGACUAUAGAGAAGGAUGGUGGCUGCAACCACAUGGUGUGCCGAAAUCAGAACUGCAAGGCAGAGUUUUGCUGGGUUUGCUUGGGCCCCUGGGAACCCCAUGGCUCUGCCUGGUACAACUGUAAUCGCUACAAUGAGGAUGAUGCAAAAGCUGCCCGUGAUGCACAAGAGACACAGCGAUCCAGAGCGGCCUUACAGAGGUACCUAUUCUACUGCAACCGCUACAUGAAUCAUAUGCAGAGCCUGCGAUUCGAGCACAAGCUUUACGCCCAGGUCAAGCAGAAAAUGGAAGAGAUGCAGCAGCACAACAUGUCUUGGAUUGAAGUGCAGUUUCUGAAGAAGGCAGUAGAUGUGCUCUGCCAGUGUCGCUCCACACUAAUGUACACCUAUGUCUUCGCAUUCUACCUCAAAAAGAAUAACCAGUCCAUAAUUUUUGAGAAUAACCAAGCAGAUUUAGAGAAUGCAACAGAGGUUUUGUCUGGAUAUCUGGAAAGGGACAUUUCCCAGGAUUCACUGCAAGAUAUCAAGCAAAAAGUGCAAGACAAGUACAGAUACUGCGAGAGCAGGAGGCGGGUUCUGCUGCUUCAUGUGCACGAAGGUUAUGAGAAGGACUUGUGGGAAUAUAUUGAGGACUGAGCCCACGUUGUGGCACUAUCUGACACUAGAUUUCAAUAUCCCAUUAAAUGCAGCUCUACCCACCAAGGCCGCCUCCCCAUACAUUCAGCCAUCUUUCUUCCCUCUUUCUGUCAAAUCUCUUCUGCUCUGCCAGGGCUUUUUUUUCCCCUUCCUUUUUUUUUGUUAAAGUUUAAGUAAAUUAUAUUGUUCUAAUAAAAGGAGAGCAGUUAGAGGACAUUGUUUGACAGUAUUGUAGGCAGAUAGUGUACAGCAAGGCAUUGCUUAUUGCAUUGACAAUUUUACAAUGCGUUGCUGACUUCUUUGACUUGCCAGGGAGUUUAUUCAAGUGCAGCCCCUCUGCUACUUGAAAAAACGUUUUCUCAAAACUUCUGCUUUUAUAUCUUAUUCUGGUAUACCCGUCCCUAUGAAAUGGAGAUUUUUUUUUUUACCUUACUAGAUCAUCAACUGCGUCUCUUAAGCACAUUUUCAGUGGCCUGCUCAUGCUUUUUGUUUGGUUCAUUUUAUUUUCUUUUUAUUUAUUUAAAAAACUUCACUUUCUUCCCUUUUCAUGAAAUGUUUAACCCUGCUUCCACUUCAUAGUUUCUGGCCGUUUAUUUUACUGUUAAACUACCCUCCAACAACUCCCCUAGCAUUUCUUUUAACCUUGGUUGGCGUUGAUCAGCUUUCAAAAGAUGGAACUAAGAAAUACUGAUGGAAGAAAACAGAAGACAAAAAAAGUUGACAAAAUAGCUUUGUACAUGACUUUUAAAAACAAAACAAUUAAAAUGAACAGAAGACAGCAGUAUUUUUCAAACUUGUAAAUAGUGCAUCUGCAUGAGCAGGGAGGAGGCGGGAAGCACGGUGUUUGCAUCAUGUUUAAGUACAAAACAGAAAAAAAAUAUUUAUUCUUUCUUGAA
This is a messenger RNA of Bombina bombina (fire-bellied toad), 3685 nucleotides long. It is a transcript of the gene ARIH1, whose product is annotated as ariadne RBR E3 ubiquitin protein ligase 1. Gene Ontology annotation, molecular function: ubiquitin protein ligase activity; zinc ion binding; ubiquitin conjugating enzyme binding. The transcript has 14 exons. The coding region runs from base 1194 to 2789 and encodes 531 amino acids. The record is from RefSeq and is a predicted model, not a curated record. Gene Ontology annotation, cellular component: cytoplasm; ubiquitin ligase complex; nucleus. Gene Ontology annotation, biological process: protein polyubiquitination; ubiquitin-dependent protein catabolic process; positive regulation of proteasomal ubiquitin-dependent protein catabolic process. Lineage: Eukaryota; Metazoa; Chordata; Amphibia; Anura; Bombinatoridae.